Molecule: messenger RNA, 4086 nt
Organism: Penicilliopsis zonata CBS 506.65
Lineage: Eukaryota; Fungi; Ascomycota; Eurotiomycetes; Eurotiales; Aspergillaceae
Exons: 2
Coding region: 1-4086 (1361 amino acids)
Biological process (GO): phospholipid translocation; intracellular protein transport; post-Golgi vesicle-mediated transport
Cellular component (GO): plasma membrane
Molecular function (GO): ATP hydrolysis activity; ATPase-coupled intramembrane lipid carrier activity; magnesium ion binding
Source: RefSeq, a predicted model, not a curated record
AUGGCCAGCGGUAGGCCCGGAGAGAGCCGUUCAGCCGCUGGUCGCGAUGGAGAUUUGCUACACCUGGAGGACUCAACAAGCCCAUACCGCACCGGCCAGCGGCCUCCGGUUGACGAUGAACACAUGUUGCAACAGUACGAUAUCGAUGCCUCGGACCAGGCGCCUUCCCGGCCUUCGGUUUCCUACGAUGACUUCGUCGGCGGACACGCUCCACACGCUGCGGCGCAGCCAGCAGCAGCAGCAGAAGCAGCAGGAGCACAAUUCUCCUCUCAAGCUGGAACAAAUUUGAAUGGUCCGUACGCGGGGAUGUCGGGGACGGGGAACUACUCGCAAACUUCCGGGCUGAGCAACUACCACCGAUACUCUUUGGACGACUAUGAGGAUGGCCACGGCUACUACAAUAUGGGGGGAGAUGACGAUAACGAUCUACCCUCGCAUCGAGUUAUCAAACCCAACGACAGGAACAGUAUACUGGGACUGGGAGGCGGGCUGAUGGGCAAGGCAAAGCACAUGCUGGGCAUGGGCGCUGACUACUCGGAAAUGGACCUCCCGCUGACCGAAGCGGGAGUGCACAACAUGAGGGAGGACAGCGCCGAGGCGGAGGACAGCGCGGCGCCCAAGGAGCGCAAGAAGCUCAGUACGGGAGACUUCAAGUUCGGCUUUGGGCGGCGCAAGGUGGACCCCUCGACGCUGGGACCGCGUAUCAUCAUGCUCAACAACCCGCCCGCCAACGCGGUGCACAAGUUCGUGGACAACCAUGUUUCGACGGCCAAGUACAAUGUCAUCACGUUCCUCCCCAAGUUUCUCUACGAACAGUUCUCGAAAUAUGCCAACCUGUUCUUCCUGUUCACCGCCGUACUCCAGCAGGUCCCCAACGUCUCCCCAACCAACAAGUACACGACCAUUGGCCCUUUGUGCAUCGUGUUGAUGGUUUCAGCCAUCAAAGAGCUGGUGGAAGAUUACAAGCGGAGAAGCUCGGAUAAGGGUCUCAACUACUCCAAGACCCAGGUGCUCAAGGGAUCGACUUUUCGGGACACGAAAUGGAUUGAUGUGGCAGUGGGAGACAUUGUUCGUGUGGAGUCGGAACAGCCAUUCCCCGCGGACAUGGUGCUGCUGGCGAGUUCGGAACCUGAAGGUUUAUGCUACAUCGAAACGGCCAACUUGGAUGGCGAGACAAACCUGAAGAUCAAGCAAGCCAUCCCCGAGACCGCACAUCUGGUUAAUCCCAACGACCUUAGUCGGCUGAGUGGACGCAUCCGAUCCGAACAACCGAACAGCAGUCUUUACACCUACGAAGCAACGUUAACCAUGCAUGCAGGCGGAGGCGAGAAAGAACUCCCAUUAGCACCCGACCAGCUGCUUCUUCGUGGAGCUACUCUGCGAAACACGCCUUGGAUCCAUGGUAUUGUGGUCUUUACGGGCCAUGAGACGAAGCUGAUGAGAAACGCGACGGCGACGCCGAUCAAGAGAACGGCAGUUGAACGGAUGGUCAAUGUGCAGAUCUUGAUGCUGGUCACCAUCCUCAUCGCCCUGAGCGUGGUCAGUUCCGUUGGCGACUUGAUUAUCCGGCAAACCCAAGCCAAAAAGCUCUCUUACCUUGACUACGGUUCUUCCAACGCGGUCAAACAGUUUGUCCUCGACAUUUUCACGUACUGGGUGCUGUAUUCGAACCUUGUCCCCAUCUCUCUAUUUGUCACCAUUGAAAUCGUCAAAUACUGCCAAGCGUUCCUUAUCAACUCCGACCUCGACAUCUAUUAUGACAAAACUGAUACUCCAGCAACUUGCAGAACUUCUUCUCUCGUUGAAGAACUUGGGCAGAUCGAGUAUAUCUUUUCAGACAAAACCGGAACACUCACCUGCAACAUGAUGGAAUUCAAACAAUGCUCUAUCUCUGGCAUUCAGUAUGGCGAUGAUGUCCCGGAAGAACGUCGGGCAGCUGGCGAUGAUCCAGUUGAUGGUGGAAUCUUUGAUUUCAAGCAGCUCAAGCAGAAUUUGGCGUCUCACCCAUCGAGGGAUGUUAUCCACCAGUUUUUGACUCUGCUUGCAACCUGUCAUACUGUCAUCCCUGAACGGUCAGAUAGCUCCUCCGAUCAGAUCAAGUACCAGGCUGCGUCUCCGGACGAAGGGGCCCUGGUUGAGGGAGCCGCAGACUUGGGUUAUCGUUUCACAAACCGUAAACCCAGAUCUGUCAUCUUCAAUGCCGGCGGACAGGAAAUCGAAUAUGAAUUGCUAGCGGUCUGUGAAUUCAACUCGACCCGAAAGCGGAUGUCAACCAUCUUCAGGUGUCCUGAUGGCAAAAUCCGUAUCUACUGCAAGGGCGCCGAUACAGUCAUCUUGGAGCGCCUACACGCUGAUAAUCCCACCGUGGAGGCCACUCUCCAGCACUUGGAGGACUAUGCGUCGGAGGGUCUCCGAACACUUUGCCUAGCAAUGAGAGAAGUCCCAGAAGAGGAGUUCCAGCAAUGGUAUCAGAUCUACGAUAAGGCGGCCACCACUGUCAGCGGGAACCGCGCCGAGGAAUUGGACAAGGCAGCUGAAUUGAUUGAAAAGGACUUCUAUAUGCUUGGGGCGACUGCGAUUGAGGACAGGUUGCAAGAUGGCGUCCCCGACACAAUCCAUACGCUCCAGAGCGCAGGUAUCAAGAUUUGGGUCCUGACGGGUGAUCGACAGGAGACAGCCAUCAACAUUGGAAUGUCUUGCAAACUUAUCUCGGAAGAUAUGACUCUACUGAUUAUCAACGAGGAGAAUGCCCAGGCCACUCGCGAUAACUUGACGAAGAAGCUCCAGGCUGUCCAGAACCAGGCCCAUUCCUCUGAAGAGACGGAACCUCUGGCGCUGAUAAUCGACGGCAAGUCUCUGACGUUUGCACUCGAAAAGGACAUGGAGAAACUCUUUUUGGAUCUGGCCGUCCAGUGCAAGGCUGUUGUCUGCUGCCGUGUCUCUCCCCUCCAGAAGGCCUUGGUCGUGAAGCUUGUGAAGCGCCACUUAAAAUCCCUCCUUCUGGCUAUCGGCGAUGGCGCCAACGACGUUUCCAUGAUUCAGGCAGCUCAUGUGGGUGUCGGUAUCAGUGGUGUCGAGGGUCUCCAGGCAGCCAGGUCUGCCGACGUGUCCAUUGCUCAGUUCCGUUACUUGCGCAAGCUGCUUCUCGUUCAUGGCUCCUGGAGCUAUCAUCGCAUCAGUCGUGUGAUUCUGUAUUCUUUCUAUAAGAACAUUGCUCUCUAUAUGACUCAAUUCUGGUAUUCCUUUCAAAAUGCCUUCUCUGGUCAAGUCAUCUAUGAAUCAUGGACAUUAUCCUUCUAUAACGUCUUCUUUACUGUGCUUCCACCUCUGGCGAUGGGAAUCUGCGAUCAAUUCGUUUCCGCUCGGCUAUUAGAUCGGUAUCCUCAACUAUACCAACUUGGACAGAAAGGACUCUUCUUCAGAAGACAUAGCUUCUGGUCUUGGAUCGCCAAUGGCUUCUUCCAUUCACUGGUGCUUUAUGUCGCCUCCGAACUGUUUUUCCUGUGGGAUGGUCCUGAGGCGAGCGGCAUGGUUUCUGGACACUGGGUCUGGGGCGAGGUGCUCUACACCGCCGUGCUGGCUACUGUGCUCGGCAAGGCGGCGCUGAUCACCAACAUCUGGACCAAAUGGACCUUUAUCGCCAUCCCCGGGUCGAUGAUCUUCUGGUUGAUUUUCUUGCCUGCCUACGGAUACGCGGCGCCGGCCAUCGGGUUCUCCUUCGAGUACUAUGGCACGAUUCCGCACGUGUUCAAGUCGCCUGUGUUUUACCUCAUGGCUGUGGUCCUGCCGUGCUUUUGCUUACUGCGUGACUUUGCCUGGAAAUACGCCAAACGCAUGUACUACCCGCAGCCGUACCACCACGUGCAGGAGAUCCAGAAGUACAACGUGCAGGACUACCGGCCGCGCAUGGAGCAGUUCCAAAAGGCGAUCCGCAAGGUCCGCCAGGUCCAGCGUAUGCGCAAGCAGCGCGGGUACGCCUUCAGCCAGGCGGACGAGGGCGACCAGAUGCGCGUUGUCAACGCUUACGAUACCACGAGGAGCCGCGGAAGAUAUGGCGAAAUGACCAGCUCGAGGGUGCUAGUGUGA